Molecule: messenger RNA, 864 nt
Organism: Aplysia californica (California sea hare)
Lineage: Eukaryota; Metazoa; Mollusca; Gastropoda; Aplysiida; Aplysiidae
Product: CD82 antigen
Exons: 7
Coding region: 1-864 (287 amino acids)
Cellular component (GO): membrane
Source: RefSeq, a predicted model, not a curated record
AUGACAGAGACGGUGGAAGGCAGAACAUUGACAGUUUCUGUAGCUCGUGAGCACAUCGAUGCGUGUGUAGUGUACGUGUCUCUGCUUUGUGUUGAGCUGCAGGGUGUGCUGCUGAUAGGUGGCGCCGCAGUGGGUGUCGGCGUGUGGAUCUUGCUGGAUGACGCCUCCUUCUUCCAGCUGGCCUCAAACGUCCUUGACCUGCAGGUGUUGGGUGACGAUAUCCUCCAUCAGGCAGCCGUUGUCAUGGUGACGGUGGGCGCCGCCAUGAUUGUUAUUGCGGGGAUUGGGGCUAUAGGGGCUCUGUCCUUGUCGUCGUGUCUUCUCGCCUUUUACGUGACGGUGCUGGUGGUCCUGCUCACACUGCAGUCUGCCGUGGUCGUCAUGGCGCUAGUGUUCAAGUCCGAGUGGGAGCAAAAAGCUCAAGACACCGUGCAGCAAAAGUUCCUGACUACGUAUGGCGAUAGUGCAGACGACAGCCAGACUACUUUCACUGAAUUGUUUGAUAUACUACAAGAAAAGGUUGGCUGCUGCGGCUGGGAGAGCCCUCUGGACUACGACAACCUUGACCGAGACCACUGGGACACGGUGAUGACCAAUGGUCAGACCAGACGGGUCCCGGACAGCUGCUGUGCCACGCACAGGGGUCACAACGAGACGAUGAUCCUGGAGUGUGUGGUGCAGCCUUAUAACGACACCGGCUUUUACAGUAUGGGCUGUCUGGAAACACUGCGCACAGACUUCACCCUCUACCAGUGGAUGGUCCUUGGGGUCACUGUCGGGGUGCUGGCCUUCCAGUUCCUGACCAUCGUCCUGUCCCUGAUCCUUGUGGUCCAGAACGUGAGCAACAAGUAUGAGAUGAGCUGA